AUGGAAUCGGCAUCUCCUUGUUCUCAUCGUAGAUAUCUGAUCUAUCCCGACGAAAAGGUGUUGUCCAAGGCCGAUCAGAACCGUGGCGACCGAGCCAAUGACUCGAUCUACGACGAUCGGGAUCCUCUAACCGAUCUCGAAAUCUCCCCGGUGUUCUUUGAUCACGACUCUCUAGCAGUCGGGCAAAAUGCCUACGAAAUGAAGAUUCUGGGACCCUGUGAAAACCAACUCGUUGCUGUCUGUCAUGAUUUCGUUGACGAUUGA
Messenger RNA from Echinostoma caproni, 264 nucleotides. The record is from the annotation of a GenBank genome assembly. Lineage: Eukaryota; Metazoa; Platyhelminthes; Trematoda; Plagiorchiida; Echinostomatidae.